AUGCGUGUCUUAUCUUUCGCCUUGGCCUUCUUCGCGGCCGAUAUCGUUGUUGAAGCUGGAGUGUGCAAACCUGCCCGAACAACUACUGCUCAGUCCGUCCUCACUUCAAGUGUGGAAUCAUCUGCCACCGCGGUAUCCACUGCCGUGACUGAAACAUCUGUGGUCUCCGCCGAAUCUCUUACCUCUGCAACUGAGACAGUGAUCCCUACCUCAUCGAUCGAAACGUUGACCUCUUCUAUUACGCUGGCUGGAACGACAACGACCGAACUUCUUUCCACUGCUACCACCGAAGAGGCAUCCACUACGACUACCGAACAGACUGCCACUACCACUACUGCAGACGCAGGUCCAGUUGUGACGUCUGGCUCUAUCAUCGGUACUGGGCCGUUCGCUGACCUCACCCUCAAGGGCAACGGCCAACGAUUCACCCCCCUAUCCUUUGCACCAUCCGACUCAACUCAGACCUUGAUCUUCAGCCUCGUCAAUAAUCAGCUUUCGGCAGGCAACAACAACUAUCUAUGCUUGACCUACAAAGACGUAGGUGUUCUCGGGCCGCUAGUACUGUGUCCGUUCGACAAUUUCUCUUCGGCUCCCUUGAAAUGCUCGCAGACAUCUAGCGGCACGCUGUCUUGCACUGCGCCAAACGGAUCUUGCAAUGCGAGCGGGACGUGCAGGAGACCUAACAAUGCUGCCCUAUUUUAUUAA
Fusarium sp. VM40 is the source of this 705-nucleotide messenger RNA. The record is from the annotation of a GenBank genome assembly. Lineage: Eukaryota; Fungi; Ascomycota; Sordariomycetes; Hypocreales; Nectriaceae.